Molecule: messenger RNA, 945 nt
Organism: Ostertagia ostertagi
Lineage: Eukaryota; Metazoa; Nematoda; Chromadorea; Rhabditida; Trichostrongylidae
Source: the annotation of a GenBank genome assembly
AUGGAGACAUCAUCGACCACUUCUCGACCAACCGCACCAGCGUGGACAGUGCCGCGUCGCACCGUUCGGCCCGCCACCAACCCACCCUCCACGCAUAGGCGAUGCCGUUUCCGCACCCAUGCCGCACCUCCUUUUUCUUCCGGAAGAACAGUGAUAGACAUUACGCACCAGCCUACGCCGAUUCCGCGACCAUUGUUCGAUCGUCCGAACUUUGCAGAGCUCGUGAACAGUCUCAAUGCACAUACCACCGCAUUCUCAAAACCUGGUCAAGGCUACGAAAACGUAGCUGGUGCAAUGUAUGAGAUUGAUAUGACCUUGACUGUACCUCAAGCUUCUCAAAUAACUGCACAUGGACGUAGGAAGAGGAAAAUAAUAGCGGAUGUAAAGGCGAGAUGGCAAUCGACCACUAUUCCCUAUAGGUUUGCUAUCAGCGACGCAGCAUGGCAAUCACGUAUACGUGCGGUUAUGGCUAAAUUCAGCAAAAAUACAUGUUUGCGAUUUGUGGAGAACUCCGGCUCGGACUAUAUUCUCUUCAAUCGAGGUGAAGGAUGCUACUCCCCCGUUGGAAGGCUUGGAGGUGCUCAGGAAGUUUCCAUUGGCUAUGGUUGUGAGACAGACGGCAUCAUAAGCCACGAAAUUGGACAUUCGCUAGGAUUUUAUCACGAGCAAACUCGUUCGGACAGAGAUAACUAUGUGACGGUUUAUCCGAAAAACGCCGUUCCUGGUACCGAAGGGCAAUUUGACAAACUUUCGCCGAGCCAAAUCGUAGAUUAUGGUGUUCCUUACGACUAUGGCAGUGUAAUGCACUACUCAAGCAUUGCAUUCUCUAGCAAUUCUGUGGCGAAGACCGUUGUUCCUCUUCAACCACAGUAUGAACAUACCAUCGGUAGCCGAGUGGAGCCGAGUUUCCUCGACUACAAAGAGCUGAACUUGGCGUAUUGCUCA